Messenger RNA from Pyrenophora tritici-repentis Pt-1C-BFP, 2670 nucleotides. The record is from RefSeq and is a predicted model, not a curated record. NCBI's taxonomy places the organism in Eukaryota, Fungi, Ascomycota, Dothideomycetes, Pleosporales, Pleosporaceae.
AUGCUUAGUGCAUAUGUAUGUCGACAAUGCCGCAUACGCCUUUCACGACGCAUUGGCGUUGUCCCGCGCCCACAAUGGCAAUCUCGAGCCAUAGUUUCGCUGAAAACACCAACGCAACAAGGUGGUGUUGAACAUGCACAAGAGGAGGCGCAGACACAAGUUCGGGACCAGGAAGAGGGGGCAAUGCCAAACUUACGGACGCACGGUCUUGUACGAGGCAGCCGGUAUUCGGGUAUGCUUCAGGAUACAAACAUCACUCCCGCCUAUACUGGCGAAGAGGGCCAAGCAGCGGAUCAAGAAGGGGCAAAACCUCGCUCAUUACGACGAAUAUUGGGUUAUGCUGAACGCAUUAAUGUGUCCCUGUUUAACAACGUAGAUGUCGCCUGGAAGAUGUUCAACGAGACCUAUACUGCAAGGGAUUGCAAGGCCUUGACCGACCCCCCUCAGGGCGAUGUGUACUUAUUGGAGCACGGCCGAGUUUUUCAACAUGUCCUUCGCGCAGUCACCAAGAAUUUUGCUGCAGGUAAAACAAUAACAGUUACGCCGACCGCUGUGCUCUUCAGAUAUGCACAGCUUGGCCUUCUUCGCCCUGAGUACUGGACUGAGCCAACCGUGGAAUAUCUAACAUACGAAGUUAUUCGGGCCAUGUAUCCAAAUCCGCCGACGCCUCAAAGAGACUUGCCUUCGUUACUCAAUGAACUGCUUUCCGUUUGGAAACUCUUCUUCCAAUGUAAUGGGCCGAAGGAAGAUCCUUUGAAUUCCAUUGCUUCCGAUUGGCAGCUGACACCUAUUGAAACACUCCCGGCACGAUUUGACACUCCAUUGUUUGGCGGGCGCCUGCAGACUUGUGCGCCAAAGUACGCCAUCGGCGCGAGAUUAGCUUUUUGUGCUGCAUAUUUGUAUGAUGUGGCGGAAGGUGUGGAUGAAAAGACACGCCAGCAAGCCUUGCCUUUUCUGCGUCUUCUCGAAAGAUUACUUGCUGGCUCAAGGUUAGACGGAAAUUUCGUUCGUUCUGCGCGAUUCGAAGAAAUGCCAGAAGAUAUCCAAACCCAGAUCAAGCAAGCGGUCUUCACGGUGCCAAGGAAAGCAAUGAUCGCCAUUGGAAAAUCGGGCGAAGCUAUAGGUCCACAGGCUACGGAUGAUAAGAACGCUAACUUGAUCGAUUUCUAUCUUAGGAGAAUAGCGCGCGCAGUUGAGACUAAAAGCUCACCUGUACUACUGGAUGGUUUGUGGAAACAGGUUGAAGAGGCAUAUACCAAGGACGGCAAAACUGCGAUAGACCCUUUGAUAUACAACAGCUUCCUCUCUGGGUAUCUGGUACUUUUCAACCCUCAUCGCUCGAUCGAGGUCUGGAAUCACAUGGUUGCAAAUGGCGCUGGACCAGACAUAAGAUCGUGGGUUGCUCUUCUCGAAGGCUGCGCACAGGCAAGGGACCUGGAGGGUCUCAAUGCAACCUGGACACGCAUGCUCAACAAAGGAUUCGAGCCAGAUAACUAUGCCUGGACGACGCGCAUCAACGGCUUGGUGAGAAAUCGACAAGUCUCCCAAGCCCUUGCUACGCUCGAUGAAAUGGGCAGACGGUGGCUCGCAGCCGAAAACCUCGCCAAUCCAUCCAAAACAAAAAAAGACACCAUGAAGCCGAGCAAGGCAGUCAACACAUGCACAAAGCCUUCUGUCGAGGUUGUUAAUGGUGCCAUCUCUGCCCUAGUACAGCUGCCUGCACGUGCGAUGACCUAUCAAAAACGUCUGGAAUUCGUUCAAAAGAUUCUAAGCUGGUCCACAAAUUUCCAGAUUGUACCGGAUGCCAUUACCUACAACUCGCUGAUUCAGCUGUACCUGGGUGUGGGAGACAAGCGCACCGCUUUCAUGCUCAUCGCGCAGAUGGAAAAACAGGGCCUACAGGGAGACGCCGCCACACACAAUAUGCUCAUCACGGCUGCUUUUGACAGCAACGUCUUUGAUGGGCUAUCGGAGCAAGAGCAGACAAGCAAGAUUUUGAAGAUUUUUGACAACCUGGAAGAGUCCCGCGGCGUUCGUGCCAUCAUAGAACACAUGACAGCUCGCAGUUUUACCCCCUCGGCGCAUGCAUAUACGUCCAUCAUCACUUAUUACUUCACGUCGAAACCAGCCAAGCUAGCAGAAGUCGACGCUCUGGUGCAUCACCUUUUCACGGAUCCCUACGCAGCCAAGGAUCGCGUCUUAUUUGAUCGGCUAAUCGAAGGCUACGCGGCAUUCAAUGAAGUGGGCAAGAUGAUGAGCGUUCUUGCGCGCAUGUCUAAGGACGGUAGACUACCUGGCUGGGAAGCUCUCACUGCUGUUGUGCGCGCUCUAAUGCAAGACGGCGAUCACGAGCGCGCGCAGGCGAUUGUCCGCGACGUUGAGCGCGGCGAGGGUGUUGCCAAGGGCGGUAUUUUGGGUGACGAACGAGGCCGGAGAGGUUUCAUGGCCAUGGUGAGGGAGUAUGGACUUGGGGAUGAAGACCAGCGCAUGGGCGAAUUCAUGAAGAGCCCGGGGCAUGAACAGGGGAUAGGUUACGAGCAAGGUGGAAAUAUGAAUGAGCAGCAGCCACCUGUUGCUGACACUACGACUACAGAGUGGAGGGGCGAUGCUGGGACUCCAGAUCAACAAGAGGGACUGGGCGAAAGAAGCGGAGAUGCAAGACCGUACUAA